GUGAAGGCAGCGUAAUCCAGCCCAGCCGCUGAGUAGCCAUUUUGGUCCCACCUAAAAACGGACAGAGCAGCUUCACUUUGGGCCGUCGGAGAUGGAAGAAACCCGAGUCGACGGCGACUAUUUCAGCCUCCAAAACCUCCCGAAUCCCUCCGAGAAACAUCGGCUGGUGACCUUCGACGCCACGGCUGCUUUUUAAACACAGUUUGUGGGAGAAUAAAGAAUAAAAAGCCUGGAGGUGAUUUCUGCUUUUUUUUGAAGUGGCGACAGUCAGCCUGAGUUGAGUUAGCUUCACGGACUCACACCACAAACGGACAGACGGACACUGAUUUGAGUUGAUUGUGUAAAAUAACUAAAUUAGGUUAUUUUAUUUUUAUUUUUUUUAUUUUUUAUUUCGUUUCCUAACAGUUCAAGGUGCUCGGUUCAAAACACGUCCGGUUUGGUUUUUGAAAAUAGUCUCACGAUCCAUGCUGAGCCCGUUUCCCCCCGGAGAGCAGAGCUGUAAUCUGUGUUUCUGUCGGACUGAAGGUGGAUUUUUUGGACGUUAAACGGAGACUGGUGGAAUUAAGGUCGAAUAUAAAGAUGUCAACAAAAACUCCUCUGCCUACAGUCAACGAGAAGGUGACGGAAAGUCACACGUCUCACAGCAAUGGACGCCAGGAGAUCAGCACGCGUCCGGCCCGCACCGGCGUCCGAUCUCGCAGCUCCGAGGAGCCGCAGCAGCCCCACGUCGGCAACUACCGGCUGCUCAAAACCAUCGGCAAGGGCAACUUCGCCAAGGUCAAACUGGCCCGACACAUCCUCACCGGCAGAGAGGUGGCAAUUAAGAUAAUAGACAAGACGCAGCUGAACCCAAACAGCCUUCAGAAGCUCUUCAGAGAAGUUAGAAUAAUGAAGAUCUUGAAUCAUCCCAAUAUAGUCAAGCUAUUUGAAGUGAUUGAGACGGAGAGGACGCUCUACCUGGUGAUGGAGUACGCCAGUGGAGGAGAGGUGUUUGACUACCUGGUUGCACAUGGACGAAUGAAGGAAAAGGAGGCCAGGGCUAAAUUUAGACAGAUUGUAUCGGCGGUGCAGUACUGCCACCAGAAGCACAUUGUUCACAGAGACCUCAAGGCGGAGAACCUGCUCCUCGACGCAGACAUGAACAUCAAGAUCGCAGAUUUCGGCUUCAGCAACGAGUUCACGAUGGGCAACAAGCUGGACACGUUCUGCGGCUCUCCGCCGUACGCGGCACCGGAGCUCUUCCAGGGAAAGAAGUACGACGGGCCGGAGGUGGACGUCUGGAGUCUGGGCGUCAUUCUGUACACGCUGGUCAGCGGCUCGCUGCCCUUCGACGGACAGAACCUCAAGGAGCUGCGUGAGCGUGUGCUCAGAGGGAAGUACCGCAUCCCGUUCUACAUGUCCACGGACUGCGAGAACCUCCUCAAGCGCUUCCUGGUGCUCAACCCGGCCAAGCGGGGUACUCUCGAGGUGAGGGAGGACGCAGAAAAUCAAAUCAUGAAGGAUCGAUGGAUCAAUGCAGGAUUUGAAGAGGACGAGCUCAAGCCUUACACUGAACCAGAGCUGGACAUCACGGAUCAGAAGAGAAUAGAUGUGAUGGUGGGGAUGGGCUACAACCUGGAGGAGAUCCAGGAGUCUCUGGCCAAGAUGAAGUACGACGAGAUCACCGCCACCUACCUGCUGCUGGGCAGGAAGGCCUCCGAGCUGGAGCCCAGCGAGUCGGCGUCCAGCAGCAACCUUUCUCUGGCCAAACCCAGACCCAACAGCGAGCUCAACGGCCAGUCACCAUCCCACCUCAAAGUCCAGAGGAGUGUCUCGUCCAACCACAAACAGAGACGCUACAGCGAACAAGUCGGUCAGAACGUCCCUCCAGGGAUGUCUCAUCCAAAGAGGAGUCAGACCACCACGGCGGAGAACAGCACCAAGGAGGACGUCCAGCUCCGUAAACCCGGCACCCCGGGGAGCCGCGGGGCUCCGCCCGCCAGCCCCCUGCUGGGCAACGCCAACAACCCCAACAAGGCCGACAUCCCCGACCGCAGGAAAGGCGCCACCACCGGCCCUAGCAAUAUCACUGCAUCGGCAGGUAUGACCCGGAGGAACACGUACGUCUGCAGCGACAGAAACAACGCCGACCGCCUCUCCGUCAUCCCCAACGGGAAGGAGAACAGCAGUGUCGCGGCGUCGCCCACCGGCCAGAGGAACCCGGUGGCCUCCAUCAACAGCAUCGCCAACGCCACCACGCCUGACCGCCUCCGCUUCCCGCGGGGCACCGCCAGUCGCAGCACCUUCCACGGCGGCCAGCUGAGGGACCGCCGCACGGCCACGUACAACGGGCCGCCGGCCUCGCCCACCCUCUCCCACGACGCCACCCCUCUCUCUCAGACCCGCAGCCGUGGAACCAGUAACCUCUUCUCCAAACUCACCUCCAAACUCACCCGCAGAAACAUGUCAUUCAGGUUUACCAAAAGAGUCUCAACCGAGUUUGAGAGAAACGGGAGACUUGAGGGCUCAAGUCGCCAUGUACCUGGGGAUCAAAAAGGGGAAAAUAAAGACAGUAAACCCCGCUCCCUCAGAUUCACUUGGAGUAUGAGGACCACCAGCUCCAUGGAGCCUUGUGACAUCAUGCGGGAGAUUCGCAAAGUGCUCGACGCCAACAACUGCGACUACGAACAGCAAGAGAGUUUCCUGCUUCUUUGCGUCCACGGUGACGGGCGAGCCGAGAACCUCGUCCAGUGGGAGAUGGAGGUUUGCAAGCUGCCGCGUCUCUCCCUCAACGGCGUCAGGUUCAAACGGAUAUCCGGAUCAUCCAUCGCUUUCAAAAACAUUGCUUCCAAAGUAUCCAACGAGUUAAAGCUAUGAACAAAAAGGGGGUUUAAAAGUAUACAUAUAUAUAUCUAGAAGUAUUUAAGCUGUACAAUCAUCCAAGUAGCAGUUUCCAAAUGUCUCCUUUUUUUUAAACAAAAAUACAGAGUAUGUAUUGAUAUUAUAAUGUAUAGAUUAAGGCUUUUGGCAAUAAUCACUGAAUUACCUACUAAUAUCUCAGUCUAUUCUGGCCACACGGGGUCGACAUUAACGAGUUGAAUAUGAUUUGUCAUGCUGUGAAUGUGGACAAAAAAAGAAACAUUUCUAGUCUUAUUUAUUUCAUCUUUUUUUGUUUUUGUUUUUCCUUAAUUGGAAAAAAGAAAAAAAAUUACGUAGCGUUUUUUUUGUUUUCAGUGUAAAUAAUGUUUAUCUUUACUUUCAAGACGGCUUCACUGCAAUACUCUUUUUUUUUUUCUUUUGUAUUUCGUUAUAAAUUAGAGAUGACGGGGGAGUCCGUGUAAAUGCUCACAUGGUUUAAGGGUCACUCAUGUCUCAAUUAAAGUGUCUGUCAACUUGAA
Sebastes umbrosus (honeycomb rockfish) is the source of this 3377-nucleotide messenger RNA. It is a transcript of the gene mark3a, whose product is annotated as MAP/microtubule affinity-regulating kinase 3a. Gene Ontology annotation, biological process: intracellular signal transduction; protein phosphorylation. The transcript is spliced from 18 exons. The record is from RefSeq and is a predicted model, not a curated record. Gene Ontology annotation, molecular function: protein serine/threonine kinase activity; ATP binding. Gene Ontology annotation, cellular component: cytoplasm; plasma membrane. The coding region runs from base 580 to 2856 and encodes 758 amino acids. NCBI's taxonomy places the organism in Eukaryota, Metazoa, Chordata, Actinopteri, Perciformes, Sebastidae.